AUGAACUCGUUCUACUACGACAGCGUCCUUGACGCCUUCAAGAAGCCCGAUGUCACCAUCCCCCCUAUUCCCCCUCACCUCGAGCACCCCAUCGUGUCCACCCAGUGGGGUCACACUUACCUCUGGGCCGUCUUCUUCAUCAUGGCUGGCUUCUCCGUGCUCUUCUUCAUCUCGUCCCAGCGCGCUUCCUACCGCUACCGUCUGAUGCACACCACCACCUUCUUCAUCACUGCUAUCGCCGCUCUCUCCUACUUUGCCAUGGCCACCGGCGUCGGCAAGACCCUCACCACCAUUGGCGAACACCGUCACGGCGCGCCCCGCGAGUUCUUCUACGCUCGAUACCUCGACUGGGCCCUCACCACGCCGCUGCUUCUCUUCGACCUCACCCUCCUCGCUGGCCUGCCCGUUGCCGAGAUCAUCGUCCUCGUUCUCGCUGACGAGGUCAUGAUCGUCACCGGUGUCAUCGCUGGCGUUCACCCCACCAAGACCGGCAAAUGGGGCUUCUUCACCUUCUCGUGCGUUGCCUUCGCCUGGGUCCUUUUCCAGCUCGUCACCUCGGGCCGCUCCACCGCCUUCCUCCGCAGCCCCAAGGUCGGCGGCCUCUACAACCAGAUCUCGCUCGCCCUCGUCGUGGUCUGGACCCUCUACCCCGUCGCUUUCGCUCUUUGCGAGGGCACCGGCAAGCUUAGCCCCGACAAGGAGAUCCUCUUCUUUGCCAUCCUUGACGUUAUUGCCAAGCCUCUCUGGGGCGCCUGGCUCCUCAUUGCCACUCCCGACGAGGGCCACGUCCUCGUUCCCGAAAGCCUCUGCGCCCCCGCCGGCACGCCUGCUUCGGGCGGCUACGGUGCCAUCUCCCAGGAGCCCCGCGCCGAGGACGCUUAA
Molecule: messenger RNA, 882 nt
Organism: Moesziomyces antarcticus
Lineage: Eukaryota; Fungi; Basidiomycota; Ustilaginomycetes; Ustilaginales; Ustilaginaceae
Product: opsin-1 protein
Exons: 2
Coding region: 1-882 (293 amino acids)
Biological process (GO): monoatomic ion transport
Cellular component (GO): endoplasmic reticulum; plasma membrane
Molecular function (GO): monoatomic ion channel activity
Source: RefSeq, a predicted model, not a curated record